Molecule: messenger RNA, 1388 nt
Organism: Diceros bicornis minor
Lineage: Eukaryota; Metazoa; Chordata; Mammalia; Perissodactyla; Rhinocerotidae
Gene: ZCCHC9
Product: zinc finger CCHC-type containing 9
Exons: 6
Coding region: 73-888 (271 amino acids)
Molecular function (GO): zinc ion binding; nucleic acid binding
Source: RefSeq, a predicted model, not a curated record
CGGAGGUUUUAACCCGGGUUGUGCGGCAGCUGCUGCGCGGAAAGGGAUUUAUGAGGUACCUCUGAUGAAACCAUGACCAGGUGGGCACGAGUUACUACCACACGUAACAAAAGACCCUUGCCUGCAACAUCAUGGGAGGACAUGAAGAAGGGGUCCUUGGAGGGAAAAAGCCAAAACGUACCAAAGAGUAAACACCUUGAAGCCAAUAGACUGUCCCUUAAAAGUGAUGCACCGAAAGCAAAACACAAAAAGAACAAAAAGAAAAAGGAGUACUUAAAUGAAGAUGUGAAUGGAUUCAUGGAAUACCUAAGACAGAACUCACAGAUGGUUCACAAUGGGGAAGUGAUAGCAACAGACAGUCAGGAAGUAAGGGAAGAAAUUGCAGUUGCUUUAAAGAAAGAUAGUCGUCGGGAAGGAAGACGAUUAAAAAGACAAGCAGCAAAGAAAAAUGCAAUGGUGUGUUUCCACUGUAGAAAACCUGGCCAUGGGGUUGCAGAUUGCCCAGCCGCCCUUGAGAAUCAAGAUAUGGGCACUGGAAUAUGUUAUCGGUGUGGAUCCACAGAGCAUGAAAUCACCAAGUGCAAGGCUAAAGUAGACCCAGCUCUUGGUGAAUUUCCUUUUGCAAAAUGUUUUGUUUGUGGGGAAAUGGGUCACCUGUCCAGAUCUUGUCCUGAUAAUCCCAAAGGACUCUAUGCUGAUGGUGGUUGCUGCAGACUUUGUGGCUCUGUGGAACAUUUUAAGAAAGAUUGCCCUGAAAGUCAGAAUUCAGAUCGAAUGGUCACAGUUGGUCGCUGGGCAAAAGGAAUGAGUGCGGACUAUGAAGAAAUUUUGGAUGUGCCUAAACCACAGAAACCCAAAACAAAGAUACCUAAAGUUGUUAAUUUUUGAUAAUGAUUAGUGCUGUUGUUAGUUUCCAGCUCAUUGUUAAACAUUCUGAACUGGGCCUUCUUCACAAGUUGGAGCUGGGCUUUCCCAUAGAGACCCGUAGUGUAGAUAUCAGUGUGAUCUGGGGCUGGUCACACAGUUCGCUGAGUUCUAUCCAUUGAGGAAUACUUCUACCACUGUUAGGAGAAAAUCACUGAAGAAAAGUAUAAGAUGUUUAAAUUGGAUUCUCUAAAAGAACUUAUUUUUACUAACAGAACUUAGGGUAACUAAGUGGUUAUAUACCUGAUUGUAACAAUCAUCUUUUUCUUAAAAACAAAAUUAUGCAUUAAUGUGAACCACCUCUAAAUAAAGGGUAACUGCUUUGCAUUUGGCAAUGAAUUUGGGGUUAUGUUGUUUCUUGGUUCAAAGUAUCAAUUUAUUAUAUUAGAAAUUUAUUUAUAAGCUGCUACAGAAUCUGCUGUAUUUUUAAAAUAUUUAAUAAAAACAUUUGCUAUUUGCUUAUU